Penicillium malachiteum is the source of this 768-nucleotide messenger RNA. RefSeq lists its product as uncharacterized. The record is from RefSeq and is a predicted model, not a curated record. Bases 1 to 768 code for a protein of 255 amino acids. The transcript has 2 exons. NCBI's taxonomy places the organism in Eukaryota, Fungi, Ascomycota, Eurotiomycetes, Eurotiales, Aspergillaceae.
AUGGCCACUCUGGAUGCCGGCAUGACUGUCAGCGGGGCUGUUUCGGCAGCCCAGCGGGUCAUGUCGCUUCCAGAGAUGGUCAGCGAGAUCCUGGACUGGGCCAUGGUCGACAAUCCCUCCCCAUCCAACCUGGCAAAGCUGGCCCGCACCAACCGGGUCUGGUAUUCCGAGUCCCGGCGCCGUCUCUGGCAACACGGCACAGAAGUAAAGGGCUGUUCCCUCCCAGAAGUCAUGGAAAAGCUUCAGGAGGGACAGCACCGCUUUCUGCAUGCCAGCCGGGUGAAGAGCGCCAACCUGGUCAAUAUCUGGAAGGGCAACGUCGCCGAGAGCACCAGCGCCCUUAAAGGGCUGAGGUUUGAGCACAUGGAAUACCUGGCGAUUAUCAUCCGGAACACGGAAGCCCAGAGAUUCCAAAUGCCAGUCAUUAAGGCACCAAUGGUGAAGAUCUUGGACAUUCGACUUGGCCAUUACGAGCAGGACUCGGCAUCGACUUGGCACUACAGAUUCCAGCGCGACAAUCAUGGCUUCCGACGCCGCCACCUCCAUGAACACAUUGUCACCUCUUUGAUCCGGGUUAUCAAGAAAGACUUCCCAAACCUUCAAGCCAUUAUGCUGGGACCAAGCCCCGAGAAUUCCUUGCCUAUCAACCCUCCAUUGGGCUGGCCAACGAUCAUCCAAAGAUUUCAAGACGAGUUCCCAGGAAUCCAGGUAUCCCAGUACCCGGUGCCAACAACUGGAGCCAAAUUGCUGGAGGGGCUACGGGCCUAA